Messenger RNA from Symbiodinium sp. CCMP2592, 1737 nucleotides. The record is from the annotation of a GenBank genome assembly. NCBI's taxonomy places the organism in Eukaryota, Dinophyceae, Suessiales, Symbiodiniaceae.
AUGGGCGCUGGCGCAUGGCUUCCGAACUUCUCCACCGCCGCUUGCAAGACUAAUGAGACGGGAUGUGCAAGUUGGUAUUUGGAGUGGUUAGGCGCAGCCGUCAAGUUGAGCUGGCGCCUGAUCACGCAUUUUUGGGCAGAGGCAUGCAGGAGCACCUGGUUGCGCCGAAUGAGAGGACUGUCGCUCACGCCCGGAGGGACAUUCUCCGCAGCAAUCAGUGCUUGUGACAAGGCUCGACAGUGGCCAGCGGCGCUGGCGCUGCUUCGCGAGGCCAUCCAGCGGAGCGUGGCGCAAGGCUACUGCUACAAUGCUGCCAUUAGUGCCUGUGAGAAAGGGGGCCAAUGGAUCACAGCUCUGGAGCUGUUCCGGGAGAUGAGGGCGGCCGACCUAGAGGUGGAUGCAUUCUCCUUCGCCGCAGCAGCAUCAGCCUGCGAGAAGGGCGCCGCAUGGCCCGCAUCCCUUCAACUGCAUCAACUCCUUUUCCAAGUCGGUGUGCAGCCGAAUGUUGUCAGCUUCGGCACAGCCCUGGCGGCUGCGGCAGCUGCACCCUGGCCAACAGCACUGGAGCUGCUUUCAGAGAUGAGGCACUGCCGCGUCACGCCGAACAUCAUUAGUUACAAUGCCGUGGUUCAUGCCUGCGAGCAAGGAGCCUCGGGCCGCAUAGCACUGGACCUUGUGCAGGAGGCGCGAGACCUCCAGCUGAGAAUCGAUGGGAAGUUCCUUGGAGUUGCUCUUGCGGCAUGCAGGCGCGGCGGCUUCUGGGAAGAGGCUAUCCUGUUGUGGAGCAGCCUUGCCAAGCAGGAGCCUAACGACCAUCACCUUGCCAGCUGCCUCUUUGCUAUCCAGGCCUGCGAGGGUACCGCAGCUGGCGUGGCACUGUGUGCCGAGCUGGGGAAGCGGCUGCAGAGGGCGGCAGGGCCUAGGGCUGCAGAACUGGACCAGGCCUUUGGCUGCGCGGACGAGCUGUUGGAGCGAGGGCAGCUGACGGCCGCUGCGGCGACGUCGCUGGGGCGGCGUGCGGCAGGUGCUCGUGGGCGGCUCCUUGCCUUGGCAGGAAUACGUCGGCAGCCAACUUCGCAGCUUGCGCCUGCAGCGUCUCCACGCGCGGAGCGAGGCUCUUGGCGGCUGCACGAACCUCUUCUGGAGUUGCAGCCGAGCCUAGGCUGGGUCUACACGACAGAGGUCUUGCAGGGCCAGCUGGCCUUCAGUUCUUCUGGACGUUGGCGGGGUUCAGCACGUCGUGCCUCUCGUCGAGAACUGUCCGACGCGCUGCUCAAUGAGGACUUAGACGUCAGCAGCCAAAGCAUUAUUUCCUGGCUCGCCUUCAACAUGCAAGCUGACACCUCAGGCUUAUCUAUGGGAGUUCCUGGCCGCUGCACAGCCUUCGCUGCCAGCUGGACGACGGAUUCAGUUCAGGGAGGCCUGGCCUUGGAGCAGCGCUUGUUGCCCGUCUUCCGCGAGCACGACCGGUCGCAGCAUGCCGAGCGCAUGGCUUUGCUGUCCGUGGCCACAAGCGCUGCGAGCCAGAAUCAGGAGAGGGCAGCCGACAGACAAUCCACAACCUUUGGCGCCGUGCGGCUGUAUGCGACUCACACACUGUGCAUUUCUUGCCUGGCAGUUUGCUGCCAGUUCCACCGACUAUUUCCGCGCGUGUCGCUGAAGGUCGAAAUGGACACAUGGGACGAGACCUUGCGCUGGUCGUGUCAAAAAGCUAGCUCUGCUGUCCGCGCGACUUGA